AUGGCUGAAUCUUUUUUUUCUGACUUUGGCUUGUUGUGGUACCUGGAGGAGCUCAGAAAGGAAGAGUUUUGGAAAUUCAAGGAGCUCCUCAAGCAAGAACCUCUGAAAUUUGAACUUAGGCCGAUGCCCUGGACUGAGCUGAAGAAGGCUUCAAAGGGAGACCUGGCCCAGCUGCUGGAGAAGCACUACCCGGCAGAGCAGGCGUGGGCGGUGACGCUGAGCCUGUUUCUACAGCUCGGUCGCAGAGAUCUCUGGACAAAGGCACAGGACGAGAUCAGAAAUAGACUAAACCCGUACAGAAAGCACGUGAAGGAGAAAUUCCGACUCGUGUGGGAGAAGGAAAUCCGUCUGCAAGUGCCCGAGCAUUUCUACAGAGAAACCACCAGGAGCGCGCGGGAGGCGUUGGCAGACGCGUUCGCCGCCGGGCCCGCCACUGUGGUGCUCAGAGGCCCCGAAGGAAGUGGGAAGACAACGCUUUUAAGAAAAGUGAUGUUGGAGUGGGCCGAAGGAAACUUCUGGAAGGACAGAUUCACGUUCGUUUUCUUCCUCAACGUCUGUGAAAUGAGCUGCAGGGCGGAGACCAGCUUAGUGGAGCUCAUCUCCAAGGACUGGCCCGAGGCCCCAGCGGCCAUGGAGGACACGUUCUCCCAGCCAGAGAGAAUCCUGUUCGUCAUGGAUAGCUUCGAGGCCCUGAAAUGGGACCUGGCGUUGAAGGGUCACUCGUGCAGCGACUGGCGACAGCGCCGGCCGGCCCAGGUCAUCCUGGGCAGCUUGUUGCAGAAACAGCUGCUUGCCGAGUCCUGUCUGCUCCUUGCGCUCGGGAAAGGGGGCGUGCAGAAGUACGGCCUCCUGCUGCGGGACCCUCAGCACAUCCUUCUGUCUGGGUUCUCUGAGCGUGAGAGGAAGUCGUACUUUUCUCAUUUCUUCUGUGAGAAGAACAAAGCCUUGAAGGCCUUCGGUUUUGCAAGAGAUACUAGGCCACUGCUCACCUUGUGCCAGAACCCCCUCGUAUGCUGGUUGGUGUGUACCUGCAUAAAGUGUCAGCUGGAGACGGGGCCAGACCUCAGCAUCUCCUCCCAAAAUAUGAGCGCGCUGUAUGUGUCCUUCCUGACAAGCGUGUUGAAAGCGGGAGCUGAGAGCCGGCCGCCGAGACAGAGCCGAGCCCGACUGACGAGCCUGUGCGCGCUGGGCGAGGGGAUGUGGACCCAGACGUUUGUGUUUGGCCGUGAGGAGCUCCGGAGGAAGGGCAUGUCCAACUCUGACGUCUCACUGUGGGUGGCUGCGAGACUUCUUCAGAGGAGCGGGGAGCACUUCAUCUUCAAGCACGUGUGUAUCCAAGAGUUUUGUGCUGCCGUGUUCUACCUGCUCCAGCGACCCAGAGACAGUCCCCACCUGGCCAUUGGAAGUGUGACCCAGCUCGUAACGGCGUGGGUGGCCAAUGUCCAGACGCAUUUGUCCCGGCUGGGAGUGUUUGUGUUUGGAAUCUCAACGGAAGAAGUCAUCGGCCAGCUGGAGACAUCUUUUGGUUUUCUUCUGUCCAGAGACAUAAAGCAGGAGAUUACCGCGUGUGUUCAAAGUCUAAGCCAUUGCAAAACCGAUCAGGAAGUCGUAAGUUUCAAUGAACUGUUCAAUGGUUUAUUUGAAACCCAGGAUGAAGAAUUCGUAGCACAUGUGAUGAAUUUCUUCGAAGAAGUUUCCACUUACAUUGGUGACGUGGGACAGCUGCUAGUGUCUUCGUACUGCCUGAAACUUUGCCAGAAUUUGAAGAAACUUCACCUGUGCAUAGACGAUGUGUUCUCAGACGAUUCUGGAUCCGUUGCAGACGACAGCGAGAAGCUCCUCUAUUGGCAAGACCUUUGCUCAGUGUUCCGCACCUGCAAGGGCUUGGAAAUGCUGGACUUGGACAACUGCAGCCUCGACGGGGCCUCCACCGCAGUCCUUCGUGAAGCGCUGGCCCGGCCCGAUUGUAAACUGCAGAGCCUCCUGUUGAACUUCAUGUCCAGCUUUGGAAGUGGCGCAGACUUCUUCGAGGUGGUUCUUCAUAGCCCUCACCUGAGACACCUGAACCUGUGUGGCACCAGCCUGUCCCGAGCUGGGCUCAGGCUGCUGUGUGAGACGCUGAAGCACCCCACGUGCAGCGUGCGCGAGCUGCUGCUGGGGAAGUGCGACAUCACAGAAGAAGGCUGUGACGACCUCGCCCCUGUCCUCGCCUGCAGCGACAGGCUGAAGCACCUCUCCCUGGCGGAAAACCCCGUGAAGGACCAAGGCGUGACCGUGCUGUGUGGGGCCCUGGAGCGCCCAGGCUGUGCCCUGCAGUCCCUGGUGCUGUCCGGCUGCGGCCUCACCGCUGCCUCCUGUGCUCACAUCUCCCGUGCCCUGCUGUGCGCCCAGUCGCUGUCCCUGCUCGAUCUGAGUCUGAACUGCCUGGAGGGUGGCGGGGCGCUGACUCUGUGUGCGGCGCUGACGCACCCCGCCUGCAGCCUGCAGGAGCUGUGGUAGGACCGGCGGCUUCCCAUCCGCGGUGGGGCGUCCUUUCUGGGUGAACUAGGGGGUGGGAGCACUCUGCUCUGAACGGCUGCCCUCCAAAUUCCUACACCGAGUGUGAGCCCCAGGUGCUCGGGCACGGGGCCUCGGGGUGAUGAGGUCGGGGCGUGGAUUACAGCAGCGUCCCGAGAGAGCUCUCCCGCCUUCCACCAGGUAGCCGCCUGCUCAGAAGGCCUCGCCUGUGAGCCAGAAAUGGGUCCUCCCAGACACCAAACGGCCCCCGCCUCGAUCUCGGAUUUC
Messenger RNA from Tupaia belangeri chinensis (Chinese tree shrew), 2784 nucleotides. Its product is annotated as NACHT, LRR and PYD domains-containing protein 9-like. Gene Ontology annotation, biological process: regulation of inflammatory response. Gene Ontology annotation, cellular component: cytoplasm; canonical inflammasome complex. NCBI's taxonomy places the organism in Eukaryota, Metazoa, Chordata, Mammalia, Scandentia, Tupaiidae. The record is from RefSeq and is a predicted model, not a curated record.